Messenger RNA from Labrus mixtus (cuckoo wrasse), 2684 nucleotides. It is a transcript of the gene rnf169, whose product is annotated as ring finger protein 169. The record is from RefSeq and is a predicted model, not a curated record. Gene Ontology annotation, biological process: double-strand break repair. NCBI's taxonomy places the organism in Eukaryota, Metazoa, Chordata, Actinopteri, Labriformes, Labridae. Bases 1 to 1743 code for a protein of 580 amino acids. The transcript is spliced from 6 exons. Gene Ontology annotation, molecular function: nucleosome binding; ubiquitin-protein transferase activity. Gene Ontology annotation, cellular component: nucleus; site of double-strand break.
AUGGCGACCGCAGGGUCCGCCGAACGACCUGGCAGACCCACCAGAGCCGCCACCGGCAGGUGCCGGUCCGCUACCGGGCCCGUAGCGGGGUCCGGGUCCAGCCCGUCAGAGAACGAGACGAAGAAGUGUUCGGGGAGCGCAGAGGGACAGCCCGGCGGCAGCCCGCCCUGCGGACACCCGGCCUGUCCUCUCUGUCUGGCCCGCAGACAUCCCGGCAGCGGAGAGCGGCUCCGGAGGACGAGCGACCCCGAGAGGAGCGGCAGCAAACCGGGCAGGAGGGACUGCGACAACCGGAGAGAGUUCUUUGUGUCUCCGAAGAGUUUGGACGUUUCUUCAGCGCCGAGCGGGAAACACAAGCUGCCGAUGUGUGAGGAGCGCGAGGAGGCGAAGAGGAGGAACACUCAGACCUGUAAAGACGAGACGGUCCGACGCCACAACCAGCCCGGAGUUCUGUCCGACUCGGAGAACGAGGAGCCAAUCAGCAGGAGGAUCAGGAACAUCUCAGCCUUCAUCAGGAAAACCAAAAACUCUGCAGCCUUCAGCAGUGGUUCUCAGAGGAGUCAGAGCUGCACAGACUCGGUGGAGGAGAGAGGAGUGAAGUUGAAGAUGUUCCCUCAGCCCGCCCUGAUGGACAGAGUCGGUAUCAGCCACAGCUUCACGGCGGGGAUCCUCCUCUCGUCUGAGAACAGUCGCUCUGUCUCCGCCCCCAUCACCGCCCCCGACCGCCGGCUCCCCUGGCGAGCCGUCAUCACGUCGUCCUCUACCCCUCCGGUCGCCCCCCCGCCGCGGCCCGAGCGCUCCAUCAGCCCCGAGAGCAACGACAGCAUCUCCGAAGAACUCAACCACUUCAAACCCAUCGUCUGCUCGCCGUGCACGCCGCCCAAACGCCUGCCGGACGGCCGCGUGAUGGAGCCCGCCAUCGUCAAGUCCACGCCCAGGAACCUGACCCGCGGCCUGCAGAAGGCCACCAGCUACGAGGCCAGUCCCGCCGUGCUGCAGAAGUGGAGGCAGAUCGAGCUGGAUCGCCAGAGUCUCAAGGUGACCUCCAAGGCCACGCUGACGACCCCGGUCAACGAGAUCCACAACAAGACGGGCGGGGGAGACGACGACCGAGGGGGCGGCGCCGCAAAGACACGCCGGUCCCCUUCAGGACGGGACGGAGACGCGGCGACGACGGUCAACAAGAGGAGGCUUCUGUUCGAACCUCCGGCUGCAGACUCCGACGUCCUGCAGAGACAGUCUGUGAAGAUCCGGGUCCCCGCCAUCCGCUACAACAGCGAGGCCGCGUUCAGAGGCGGAACAGACUUUGAGACGACGGGUGGCGCCCCUGAAUCCGGCUGUGCGGGAGCGUUCUUCAGCCGCAGACAGUCGUUCUCUCCGUACUCUAAAAACUCCGGCUUCACGUCGUGUAAGUUAACGCCAAAGGACUCGCAGAGUCCCCGAAGGGAGUCGGACGGCAGCCUCCACAACCAGUCUACCUCGAGGAGGGGCAAGAAGAGGGAGCAGAAGACCAAACACCUGGACUCGGACCGGGACUCGGACACCAAGAGGAACCGGUCUGCGGGUCAGAUCCAGCAGGACCGGGCGCUCGCCCUGAAGCUGCAGAGGCAGUUUGACCUGGAGAACCAGACCGGAGGCCGCAGGAGGAGCCCCGACACCUACUUCCUGCGCUCCUGGAUGUCCAAUCAGAACCGCAGGAGGCGUGGCCUGAGGAGAUCCCGACGAAUCAACAAGAAGCACUAGAUCAGGACAUGGCGUGCUGACUCGGCGGUAGUUCAUAUAUGCAAAGAGACAAGUGGAGAUGGUUUGAAUGUUUUUUUACACGACGUCUUCUCACCAGCAGAUCACCUGACACGACGACGUCUGACUUUCUAUUCAGAGAUGAAGUCAUUUAAAAGACAAAGCCAACACACUCUUUAUACACAAACGAUUGUUGCUGCAGCUGUGAGGGCUGAAUAAACGAGGAGGAAACCAAUCAUCAACGUUUUUAUUAAUAACAGGGCAAACAGCCAAUCACAGUUUCUGACCCACCCUGUGGACACGCCCCUGCUCUGCUAACAUAGAUUAAACUCUGCAGCUGCACCAAAACAAAGUCCAAUAUGUUCCACUGAUGUGUCCACUCAGAGGCCCGGGGGCCACAGUUUGGGCCACGGUAUGGUCUGUGUCUGCUCAGACGUGUGAGCCCUCAUUGUUCAUUGCUGAACUCUCCUCUGUGACCACCGAGGCUCAUGGGUAAUAAUAAUAAUCUUUAUUAAAGACAGGCGGGGCAUAGAAUAAUAAGCGAGGCAAAGAUGAAGAGCUCCAUCCAUUAUCUACCACACUUUUCCCGUUCGGGGUCACGGGGUCGGGAGCUCAUCCCAGCUGUCAUUGGGCGAGAGGCGGGGCUACACCCUGGACUGUUCAGCAGCCAUGUGGUGCUAAAAGGUCCGACAUGUUAGCUGAGAGAAAAGAGCAUGGAGAGCUCUAAAAGAGAUAAAACACAGCGCCGCCGUGCUCAGGUGCUAACACAGGAGUGAUGAUGUCAUUAGUCAAAAGCCUGAGGCAGCUGAGGUCUGCACCAACCCGAGUCCAUCUUUACAAAAAGGUUGUUCCAGUCGUGGAGACGUGACGAGGUCUCUGUGUGUUUUAAAGUUCAAAUAUAUUUCUGAGAUGAUAAAAAGGAGACGAGUCAGUCGCUGUGAAAC